GCAAUUGGAGAGUUUAGUUAGAUUAACUGAAGCCAGAGCUAAACUAGAACUCAGGGAAGAGGCUUCAGAACAAGAUGCCAGGGAUGUGGUUGAAUUGAUGAAGUUAAGUAUGAUGGAUACUAUGACUGAUGAAUUUGGACAGCUGGAUUUAAGUAGGUCUCAUAUGGGCUCGGGAAUGUCGCAGAGAAAUCUUGCUAAAAGGUUAGUGUCUGCUCUGCAGCGUGAAGGAGAGAGAAUGCAAAAAAAUAUUUUCCAUCUUGACGAAAUUAAACAAAUUGGAAGGAUGGCACAGAUUCCAGGGGAGAAGAUGUUCGAUUUAAUCUCUUCUUUAAAUAACCAGGGAUUCUUGAUCAAGAAAUCCGGAAAAGUUUACCAGAUGCUCUCCCUGGACGGGUAAAAACUGAUCUCUGAACAGUGAGCAGGGAAACUAUUCUCAAAUUAUAAAUCGAGGAGGAAGAAAAAUAUCUUCAAAGGCUUAAAAUAUACCUCAUGCUAAAGUCAAUAUACAUGUUGGUUGCAUCAUGUGGUUUCAUAUCAACAUUAAACUUUUGUUUUAAAAUAAAAAUCCUGAUGCAUUUAUCAGAUGUUUUCCUAAGCACACUUUUUCUAUUUAAUUGGUGAUAAUGAUGAUAACAUAAUGGAAAAAGUUUUGAUGCUUUGAAAUUUACUGUGAUGAAACUGACUGAUAAAACAUUUAUUUUUGACAUCUUUAUUAAAUUUAUCUGUGAUUUUAUAUUUUUUCAGA
Messenger RNA from Eurytemora carolleeae, 745 nucleotides. RefSeq names its product DNA helicase MCM8. The record is from RefSeq and is a predicted model, not a curated record. NCBI's taxonomy places the organism in Eukaryota, Metazoa, Arthropoda, Copepoda, Calanoida, Temoridae.